AUGAGUAUUGAAGAACAAGUAAUGAUAUUUUUGACAACAGUUGGGAAAAAUGCGUCAAAUCGUGAUUGUAGAGAGGAUUACCAACAUUCUGGUGAAACAAUCUGUGGAUAUGUCCGUGCAGUUUGUGAUGCGAUAUUGGAGUUGACGUCACACUUUAUCAAGCCACCUGACUUCACUGAUGUUCAAUUGGAGAUAUCGACCAACCCAAACUUCUACCCAUUCUUUAAGAAUGUGAUGGCCGUCUGUGACUUCAACAUGUUGUUCACAUAUGUCGUCAGUGGCUGGGAAGGAUCUGCCCAUGACGCAAGGAUUCUAAAUUCAGUUCUAGAUGAUCCUAAUUCGGGAUUCCCACAUCCUCCUCCAGGCAAAUAUUACUUAGUAGAUGCGGGUUAUGCGAACAGAGGUGGGUUCCUCGCCCCACAUAGACGGGUUCCUUAUCAUGUUCCCAAUGCGCGUCGUAACCUUUCUGGACCUAUGGAGUUAUUUAAUUACAAACAUGCAUCGCUUCGGAAUGUUGUGGAGAGGACCUUGGGUGUUUUUAAAAAAAAGUUCCGCAUUCUUGAUGGCAUGAAUAAUUACCCGUUGCAGAAGCAAGCUAACAUUGUUAUGACAUGUUAUGUAAUUCAUAAUUUUAUCAAAAGGUUCGAUAUGAACGACCCUAUCUUCCAAAGGUUUAAUGGCAAUAGAGUUUGUGAGGAAGGAAAUGGGACGGGUUCGAAUCAACUGACUCAGCGUAAUACAGAUGACAUGGGAAGGGUGAGGGAUAACAUAACUACUACUAUGUGGGCAGAACAUGAGUCCAGCUAA
Pistacia vera is the source of this 807-nucleotide messenger RNA. RefSeq lists its product as uncharacterized. Lineage: Eukaryota; Viridiplantae; Streptophyta; Magnoliopsida; Sapindales; Anacardiaceae. The transcript is spliced from 3 exons. The record is from RefSeq and is a predicted model, not a curated record. Bases 1 to 807 code for a protein of 268 amino acids.